Suillus subaureus is the source of this 2163-nucleotide messenger RNA. RefSeq lists its product as uncharacterized. The transcript is spliced from 4 exons. Lineage: Eukaryota; Fungi; Basidiomycota; Agaricomycetes; Boletales; Suillaceae. The record is from RefSeq and is a predicted model, not a curated record. The coding region runs from base 1 to 2163 and encodes 720 amino acids.
AUGUCUGCUGUGUUGCAAUACCCCCCUGAACUGCUAUUUACUAUAUGCGAAUAUAUUUAUGCCGCCGGUCUACCACCUUCCGAGUAUGCCAGUUCUCUCGAUCCACUCGCAAUUGGCGAGUUUGGAACGCCAGCGGCGUUACCAUCUUCCAUGCCACCGCCAAAUUGGAGCGAGCCAGAGGCACGAAAAACCCUUUCACGUCUCUGUUUAGUAAACCAUGCCUGGUAUGAAGCUGCCAAGCCAUGGCUGUGGCACAAGAUCGAGGUUCGUUUGCCCAGGAGCUGGCUUGCUCUCUUAGACGAGAUCACGACCGAUACCGAAGACGAUGAAAAGGCUGCUUUGGCCGUCAAAGAAUCUAUUCAAGCAGCCACUCGCGCUGCUCUAGCUAGUGCUGUGCGCACUGGUGCAUCUUCUGACGAAGAUGCAGCUAGGAAAUGGAAGGAAAGCAUUAUGGAGUCCUUGACUGGCCCAGAUGGUUCCAUUCCUCCUGAGCUGUUGACGCCUCCAGUAUCUCGCGACCCGAGUCCAAGACGUCUUAGACCGAAGAGUAAAAGUCCUGCUCGGUGGAAGAUUAUGAGGACAAUCAGUGACGCCGUUCAAAAUGUUAUGGAUCUUACUGAACCUGGAGUUUAUGUCCCGAGGCUUCAUGAUCCUCGUCCUGGCCGGUUUGUCCGUCAUCUAGACUUCAACCACUUUCGUACCAUCGGAAUGCGUCGUUCCGUAGAAGAUUCUGCGACUAGUCGUUUCGUGACCGGCGAACGCGUCGAAGCGCUUCUCAAGGAACUUCCAAACCUAACUGCUUUCGGUGCCACAGAGUACAUGGAUGGUGCUCUGUCGUUGCCUGUUCUGAACGAACUUUUACUUCGUGGUUCUGCUUCGAGAGGAGGGGGUCGCCCCACCCGUGGGCGAGGAAUUGUGACGGAGGAUCCCGAAGAAGAGGAUCGCGAAAGAAGGAGAGACUGCAAGGACCUUCAGGCCAUGGACCUUACUGGCUGUGUCAGCGCAGUUUUCGUGAGCGCCCUGACAGAUUUCGUCAAUACGCAUCUUCUUCACGAGGAUGAACAGUCUAGUGGGAGUGACGAUGAAGGUCGACGUCAGAUUAGACGUACUCGUGCUCGAUUUAUGCAAGAGGAGCCACUCACGUUCCCAAGGCUUCAGCGCCUUGGACUUCGUGGUGUGAAAUCGAUUCAACCUCAGAUCCUGAUGCCUUUCGUCCUCGCAUUCCCAUCCCUUACUCACCUUGACCUUUCUGCUACCCGAGUCACACCAGAAUUACUUAUUGCUCUUGGGGGCUCAACCAUUCGCCUGCAUUCGCUUGCGCUGGCCCGGUGUGUUCACCUAACUGGGUCCUGUAUCAGAGAAUUCCUCGUUCGUACACCGGCGGCAGCACAAAUCCGAGAACUCACGCUAUAUGGUGACCAAACAUUCCGAUCUCCGCUCACCACGGAUGAUCUUGCUGAAAUAAUAUCUUCCGCGCCGUGUUUCACCUCUGGUGAACUUACAUACCUCGACCUCUCAAGCGCACCUGUGACUAGAGAGCUUCUCAUUAAUAUCUGCAAACCGCAGCCAAAGCUGCGGUCGCUUGGUCUAUCAUAUAUUUCCGAUCUCAACUUAGACGUCAUCGCUCAAUUUUUAAAGAGCAAGGCUAUGAAUGUCGAGGUACUCACGCUUGUUCAGACUAGCCCUGAUCUAGAUUGGGGCGGGGUUGGACUUGGCGCACCUCGAGGCUCGGCACAACAGGCGAUGAUGGCUUUGCACUCUCAGAUUAUCGGGCCGCUGUGCACGCCCCCCUACAUGUCCACUCUGCGUUCGCAGACGGUUGUUAUACCUCCUGCUCCCACGCGGCUUCGGGUGAUUGAGCUUUCCGCGCCCGCCCUUGCUGCCCUCGGUGCUGGCGCCGGAUCCUGGAGAAUAAUCAGAAGUAAAGGUGGUCGAGGCUGGUAUGUCGAUACGGCCAGUGGCUGGGUUGGCACGGGGCUCGAGCGAAACCUUCCGAAAGCGCAUCCAUUUCGUGUUCAAAUGUGUCGCCUUGCAGAUGCCAACGGGAACGUAAAUAGCGGUGUCGGAUGGCAUGCGAGAAAGAUGGAAGUUUUACAUGGCUGUGGUAUGUUGGGACGUGAGGAUGGCCUGUACGGUGCCGUUUCGUUUGCUUAUCAGGGAUAG